This is a messenger RNA of Zophobas morio, 1002 nucleotides long. RefSeq lists its product as uncharacterized. The coding region runs from base 41 to 904 and encodes 287 amino acids. Lineage: Eukaryota; Metazoa; Arthropoda; Insecta; Coleoptera; Tenebrionidae. The record is from RefSeq and is a predicted model, not a curated record. The transcript has 3 exons.
CUUGACAAUUCGUGGUUUGAAACUUGAAAUUAGCGUGAAAAUGUCGAUCGACACGUCGUGUUUCACCCUGCCUCCGGAGAAAGAGAGCGGAGGCGGCGAAAUGAGCCGCUGCAAGCCGCCGCCGUCGGGCGGCUCCAGCUCGGCGCACUUGAUCGUCUCGGAGAUCAUGUGCGAAAUCGUCGACAACGCCUUCGAAGUCAUCAUGGCGAAGAGCCUCCAGCCUCCCAAAGUCGACAAGAUCACUCCAAACGUCGUCGGUGACAUUUUGGAAAAUAUCCUCGCGCCGGCAUCGACCGGGGUGUCAAACGAGAGCUACCGUCAUGACGAAACCGCCUUGCUAGACGACGAAAUCAAGCAGAUUAUCAAAGAGAUGAAAUACCCGCCCGAGCAGAAGAGUAUCAUCUGCACGCAAGGCGUGGGGGAUCAACUGGGGGACAAGACCGAAGUGGCGCCGGAUAGAGUGUUGGCAGAGCCGGUUAAACGCAACACGCUGGAGAGGAAGAAUCGCCUGACGAACCUGGUGCGGAACUCCAAGCAGAUGCUGUCCAAGCUGGUGGCGGCCGAAAACGAGAACGAGGUGAGGAUGACCAAGUCGGAGGAGAUCCACGAGAAGCUGCUGAAGGUGAUCGAUUUGGAGGGGGACGAGCAUUUCGUGGAGCCGGGGAGCAGCGGCGCUUCGGGGAUCCUGCACAUGCCUUUCGAGGCCGGGAUGGACAUGGUGGAUUUGAGAAGCAGCGGGCCGUUCGAGGGCGAGGAGGCGAGUGGGACUGACGCCACGGUGGUGGUAGACGACAGUUCUGUCAGUAAAAUAGAGAAGAAGGGUUUGGGUGCGCACAAGAAGAAGUGGAAUUUUGGGGCGAAAAUUAUGAGAUACAUCAAGAGGAACAAGGAUGACAAGAAAUGAGAGGAGUAGCUGCGAUUACACAUUUACAGGUUUUUUCAAUUUUCAUGUAUUAAAUUAUUUAUAGAUUUUUCCAAAUGUAAUAAACUUUUUCUAUGUAA